AUGCAUUCAGCAGCUUGUUUUGCCACUCUGGGAUUUGCAGGCCUGGUUGCCGGCGCUCCAUCGGCUCCGCAUAACGUUAGAGCUCGCCAAGCUUCCGGUGCCCAAAAUGUCGUUUAUUGGGGAGGCACUAACAACGAAAGCGAUGACCUUUCCACGUAUUGUGCACCCAACGCAGGCAUUGACAUUCUUGUUUUGUCAUUUUUGGAUAUCUAUGGCACUACUGGCAGCAUUCCAGCAGGAAAUAUCGGCAAUACCUGCUACGUCGGUACGAAUGGCGCACCUCAGCUAUGCGAUGAUCUUGCUGCUUCAAUAGCCAGCUGCCAGGCCGCUGGCAUUAAGAUUAUUCUGUCGCUCGGAGGCGCGGCCGGUUCUUACUCUCUACAAUCGCAGUCACAGGCUGUUGCGAUUGGACAAUACCUCUGGGAAGCCUAUGGCAACUCUGGCAGCACUUCUGUCCAGCGGCCCUUUGGCAAUGUCUUUGUCAACGGCUUUGACUUUGACCUCGAAGACAACCUUGGCAAUCAAUACUACCAGUAUCUGAUAUCAACCCUCCGCUCUAACUUUGCCAGCGACCCGAACCAUACGGAACCCAACAUGGGAGAGGUGAUAAGUAACUCCCAGUUCGACUAUCUCUGGAUUCAAUUCUACAACAACAACGGCUAUGGGCCGGACCCCUGUUCUCUUGGCUUGCCCGGCGAUGCACCAUUCAACUACAACAACUGGACGUCAUAUAUUGCCACUACGCCCUCGAAAAACGCAAAACUCUUUGUAGGGGUGCCUGCGAAUACUUUGGCUGCUAAUGGCAAUUCAGGUGGUGCCGUUUACUAUGCUUCGCCAUCCCAGCUGGCUUCCAUUAUCGCAGAUGUCAAGUCUAGCCCAGACUUUGGAGGAAUUAUGAUGUGGGAUGCUGGGUACUCGGAUGCCAAUGUCAACAACGGAUGCAAUUACGCCCAGGAGGCCAAAAACAUUCUCCUGACAGGCGCUCCCUGUGGCGGCUCAUCACCGCCGGUCAGCAGCGGCGCCCCUACAUCCACUGCAAAGACAACCAAGCCCGCUAGUAGCAGCACCUCGUCAGCCUCAGGAACAGGCCCGACGGGAAGCGGCACAGUACCUCAGUGGGGCCAGUGCGGCGGAGACGGAUACACGGGCCCAACACAGUGUGUUUCUCCUUAUAAAUGCGUUGCAUCAAGUGAAUGGUGGUCCUCUUGCCAGUAA
Messenger RNA from Trichoderma gamsii, 1215 nucleotides. RefSeq names its product glycosylhydrolase family 18-1. The transcript is spliced from 4 exons. The record is from RefSeq and is a predicted model, not a curated record. Gene Ontology annotation, molecular function: cellulose binding; chitinase activity. The coding region runs from base 1 to 1215 and encodes 404 amino acids. NCBI's taxonomy places the organism in Eukaryota, Fungi, Ascomycota, Sordariomycetes, Hypocreales, Hypocreaceae. Gene Ontology annotation, biological process: carbohydrate metabolic process. Gene Ontology annotation, cellular component: extracellular region.